Messenger RNA from Vitrella brassicaformis, 2232 nucleotides. The record is from the annotation of a GenBank genome assembly. NCBI's taxonomy places the organism in Eukaryota, Vitrellaceae.
CUCAAAACCGACGACGGGAAGAUCUGCCCUUGGGAUUCAUUCAAAGAUGCUUCUAAUGCGACGAUGCAGUCCCUCUUGCCCGUCAUGACGCGACAAAGGUACGCGAAACAACGUCCAUCUCACUAAUCUCUCCUCUGUGCGUGUGUGAGCGACUCAUUCAUCUGGCAUGCAGGAAAAGCAGCCGUCAGUCAUCGACCGACUUGCCUGCCGCAUCUUCCCCCGACCCGACAGCUGCCGCAUUCUGGACAAAGCCAAAACUCUAUGUUGCCGUCGGUGCGGCGGCGGCUGUCCUGACCGCCACUGCAGUGACGCUGCUGGUGGUCUUCCUGCAGCACCGAGAUGAAGAGGUGGAUGACGGCUCGGUGAGGUUUUAUUCGUAUGAGGUUUUGCAGCGGAUCCCUCACGUCCACAGUGUGCCACCGAGUGGAGAUGCAGUAAGCGGGGUGCGGCCAUUCACACAGGGGCUGUUCUUCCUCAACGAGAGUGUGGUGGUGGAGUCGGGCGGCUGGUACGGCGAGAGCAUCAUCAGGAAAUGGGUACCUAUGUGGGUCAGUGUGUGGGUCAUUGAGUGGUUGGCAAAUGGUCCAAUCUUUGCUUUUGUUGCCUGUUGGUUUGUGCGUGUGUGCAGAGCUUCCCGAGUGGCGACACAUUGGCCCAUCAUGACUUGUCGCCCGACCUGUUUGGCGAGGGCACGGUGAGGUUCAACGAUUCCAUCCUGCAGCUCACAUGGUGAGGGUGGUGAGGGGAGGGGCGGGAGAUGCACCAAUCGCCCACGUGUGUGUGUGCAGGCGAGAGGGCCUCCUGUAAGCAAUGUCGACCAACCAGAAACCACCCACCUGCUGGCAGACGGACCGCCUUCGAUAUGUUCAGGCUGGCGUAUGACGUCGACUCCCUCACGCCCACUCAGCAAUACGCCCUGCCCUUCGUCGUAAGCACGCCCAACACACACGAAGGCAGGCAGGCAGGCAUCUGUGUGUGUGUUGGUGUGUUAGGGGUGGGGACUGGCGACGGACGGCGAGAGGUUGUGGGCAACGACAGGAGACUCCUUCCUGCGGACCAUCACACUCCAGGAGCAGAGGGGCGACGUGCCUGCACAGGUGCACGUCACCAACAGAACCAAGGUCAGUGCAGUGCGCUGCGCGUGUGGGCGGGUGGUAAGACCGACACGGACAGACACACAGUCUGGUAGAUGGUUGGUUCUGCUGAUUGGCCGGCCAGAUUGUGUGUCUGGGGCGGACGGUGUCGCGCGUCAACGAACUUGAAGUGAGUGAAUGCAUUGCAAGGCUGCCUCGACGUGUGGGGUGGAUGGGUCGAGGGUGUGCAGUACUGGGAGGGCCGUAUAUGGGGCAAUGCGUUCGGCGAGACCUACGUGCUGGAGAUCGACCCACACACAGGCCAGUGCACCAGGUGAGUGAGGUGCCUACACACACAUACACACACACGCAAGUGUGUCGACCGUGUGUGUGCCUUUGUGCAGCAUGGUGAGUCUGAAAGGGCUGUAUGACCCCGCCACGUCAGCCUACGUCACAACGCACGACCUGGGGUACAGUCAGGACACGCACCCACAUGGACGGACACACUCACACAAAUAGUUAUGAUGGAGAUACCGAUGGCUGGCUGGGAUGAUCUGUGCUGUGCUCGUGUCCGGCUGGCUGCCAACAGGAAUGACGUGUUGAAUGGCAUCGCACACCACACAUCACUCGGACCACAGAGGUGACUGACUGACGGAAAUGACUGACACGCCCGACGAACGAGUCUCUCAAGCCCCCACACCACACCACAGCCACCACCGACCUGUCUGCCUACCUGCCUGUGUGUGAAUAAUGUAUGUGUGUGUAGGAUGCUCGUGACGGGCAAGAGGUGGCCCUUCCUGUGGGUCAUCAAACUCAAACCAGGUCGGUAGGUGAUCGACACACACAGGUGGUGUCUGUAUGGGUGCGUCUGUCUGUCUGUCUGCCUGUCUGUGUAUGUGCAGUGCGUCCGAGUGAGCCCAUAUCGAGAUGGAGCGACAUCCGGACCAAGCUAAAGGGAUUCUUGUAAGAUAGUGGGCUGUCAAUGAAUUAGUCACUGAGGCGACUGCCUGCCUGACGCGAUAUGCGUCAAAUACAGAUUAGUGGUGUGUGUUUAUGUGUGUGGAUAGUGUCCAUUUGGCAUCGAUUGAUUGGCAUGAACGCAUCACUUCGUGGGCACAACACGUCGGCAUGGCAUGGUCGGUACCAUGCUCUCCAUGAU